This is a messenger RNA of Serinus canaria (Common canary), 1201 nucleotides long. RefSeq names its product carnosine N-methyltransferase 2-like. Gene Ontology annotation, molecular function: N-methyltransferase activity. The transcript is spliced from 9 exons. The record is from RefSeq and is a predicted model, not a curated record. The coding region runs from base 233 to 1201 and encodes 322 amino acids. NCBI's taxonomy places the organism in Eukaryota, Metazoa, Chordata, Aves, Passeriformes, Fringillidae.
ACAAGGAGGCUCCCCAGGGCUGGCAGCUCCAGGCUGCUGGACGUGUCUCGGCAGCUCCGGGAGGUCCGGCAGAGCAGAGCCGAGCCGAGCCGUGCGGGGCCAGCUGGACAUGCUGGCCUGGCCUGGCUGAGCCCAGCCCCACCCCCGCUACCGGGUCACGGAAUCGCAGCGUGUUCGGACCCACGAGGAUCAUCAGCCCGGCCCCGUGUCCCUGCGCAGCAUCCACCCCAGCAUGGAGCCGGCUCCGGAGGUGAAGAGGAAUAGUUUCCCCAGCAUGAACUUUGAAGCAGAGAUUCUGACAACACCACACGAUAAUUCAGAGCUCUACAUGAUCCCUUCCAUGAGAAGCCUCACAGCUGAGGAGUAUGUGGAGGCCUUUAAGUCAUUCUUGGAGCACUCAACAGAGCACCAGUGCAUGGAUGAGUUCAACAAGGAACAAAUGCCCACCAUCGUGGCUGGUCUGGGCACUGGAAAAUCGACCCUCAGCGUUCUGGGAGUUGGGAGUGGCACAGGUGAGCAGGAUUUGAAAAUGAUCAGGAUACUGCAGGCUGUGCACCCAGGGGUCUUUAUUGACAAUGAGAUUGUGGAACCCAACCCACAGCACGUGGCAGCUUACAAAGAGCUGGUGAAUCAAGCUCCAGACCUGCAGAAUGUUUCUUUUAUUUGGCACCAGCUCACUUCCUUGGAGUAUGAACAGCAGGUGAAGGAGAAAGGCAUACAUAAGAAAUUUGAUUUCAUCCAUAUGAUCCAGAUGCUGUACCGUGUGGAGGAUAUUCCCAGUACUAUCAAGUUUUUCCACAGCUGCCUUGACCAUCAUGGUAAACUCCUGAUCAUAAUUUUGUCAGACAGCAGCGGCUGGGCCAGCCUGUGGAAGAAGCACAGGGACUGCCUGCCCGCCACCGACAGCGGCCACUACAUCACCUGCAGCGGCAUCACGGAGGUGCUGCAGAGCCUGGGCGUGCAGCACCGCGUCUACGAGCUGCCGUCGGGCUGGGACAUCACCGAGUGCUUCACCGAGGGGGACGCGGUGGGCGGCCGCAUGAUGGAUUUCCUGACGGGGACCAAGAACUUCCUGGGCACGGCCCCGCCGGCGCUGCGGCGGCGGCUGCAGGCGGCCCUGUGCCAGCCCGAGUGCAGCAGCACCAGGGACGGCAGGGUCAUCUUCAGCAACAACCUCAGCAUGAUCGUCGUGGAGUCCUAG